This is a messenger RNA of Ixodes scapularis (black-legged tick), 1734 nucleotides long. RefSeq lists its product as uncharacterized. The transcript has a single exon. NCBI's taxonomy places the organism in Eukaryota, Metazoa, Arthropoda, Arachnida, Ixodida, Ixodidae. The record is from RefSeq and is a predicted model, not a curated record. Bases 33 to 1229 code for a protein of 398 amino acids.
CAGUAGCUGUUGAUGACAGGACAGAGGCUUCUAUGUUGUCUGAUAUGACAAGUGCAGCAGCGACAAGCCACGCCGUCAACGGGGUUAAGGGGCCAUCGCCUCUCAUCAAUGUUCCGGGAUUCGACAUAGUUUGGAGUUUUCGGCCCGAUUAUAUGCACUGUGUCCUCCUUGGUGUUGUGCGUCAGGUCACCGAAAUCUGGUUCUCGAACGUCGGCGAGGACCAUUACAUAGGGGCCCCUAGGACUUUGGCUGUGGUGGACCAGCGACUCCAAGGUCAGAGGCCGCACCUGUGCUUCAAUCGUCCACCACGGUCGAUUAAGCUAAGGAAGUAUUGGAAGGUGUCAGAAUGGGAGGCAUGGCUGCUUUAUUACUGCCUGCCGUGCCUGAAGGAUAUCCUUCCAGAGGAGCUUCUCGAGCAUUUUGCGCUCCUUGUUUCUGGACUUUACCUCUUGCUGCAGAACCAUGUCACGCUGGAAGACGUCGAUACAAGCACUACCAAGAUCACAAAGUUUGUCGUGCUGAUGCAAUAUCAUUAUGGAGAAGCACAGAUGACAUCCAACGUUCACACGUUGCUGCACUUGCCAAAAAGUGUAUUGCUGCACGGCCCACUCUGGUCACUAUCGUGCUUCGAGUUUGAGAACAACAUGGGGCACCUGCUCAAGCUGGUGUCCUCUUCGAAUGGAAUUCCGUUCCAAAUCCUAUCCCGCAUUCUUUUGAGGAACAACUAUCAUCAGUUGCGAUCCAUGGCCUCCGAAGAGGUGAUGAAGCAGUGCUCCCAAAAAAUGCCUGACAGGGAAACAGAGAUCAGGCUACUUGGGAAACCUCAACCAGCCUCUCAAGACGUGACAGACUUUGUACUGGAGCACCUGACAGGAGUGGACAAAAUCGAGGAGUACCAUCGUGUGUCUGUGGGUGGAUGCACCAUCCACAGUGAACAGUACAAGCCUCUAUCAAAACGGGACUCCACUGGUAUAAAGCUAGGAGACGUCUAUGCGAAGGUGGCGAAUAUAGUGCGUGUUUGCAAGUUUGGUGGGAGCUUGGAGCUUUUCAAUAUCUCCCAUGUGUACCAGGUCGAAGCAAUGGGAGAGGUCGAUCACCUAAAAGUUGCACACAAGACUGCUCAGAAGAGCUUGCAUCCACUGUCCCAAGCCGUUCGCCCAUGCAUGUACCUGCAGAUCGAUGACACAGAGAUUUUUGCAGAAUUGUGCAACCGCUAUGGUUCAUUUUAAACAACCUUCAGGUUGUCUCCCAAAUUACCUCUUUCCGAUCCCGACUUUUUCAGGUUAUCCUUGACUAUUUUGAUAAAAUGUCCUGACCAUUUCUUUGAUCAAAGAAGAUGUUUGACCAGCCUAUUGGCAUGACAAACCAAUAGCCGCUAACCUUCUUGUGCUUGUGGCUCUUUCCAUUUAAUCAGGCAGUGGCAUUUCAGGCAACGCUACUUGGCACUGCCAUGCCGAUACAUGACAAUCUGGUUUCAUUGCACACCGCCACGCCACUUUCACUGGUAGUUUUCCUCCCAUUAGCUAGCUCUUUGGGGGUUUCCCCGAUAUUUCCCUGGCUUUUCUUGAUGAUCCAAUGUUCCCUGACAAUCUCGGCUUUUCCAGGUUGGUAGACACCCUGACCCUGUUAUGGCGGGGUAACAGGUGAUUUCACAUAGAGAGGUACCAUUGAACAUCCCUUCUUUAUUUGUUUCAUGGAAAGUAAACUUCAACUGUAGUAAGCAACGUCUGCCCG